AUGGCGAGUAUUAUCAAGAAAGUUUCGAGAAGAGCUUCUCAUGUGAUUGUAUCUGGGAUUCAACCGACAGGUUCCCUUCAUAUUGGAAAUUAUCUUGGUUUUGUGAAAAACUUUGUCAAGCUUCAAGAUGUAAUGGUAUUUUUAUUACACGUACCCUGUUUUAGAGUAAUACAGAGGCUGAGAAGUUCUUAUUUGUUGCCGAUCUGCAUUCCAAUUCAGUAAAACCGAAGCAUGAAAACGUAUGUUUUUUAUUUCUUCAGAUCUACCUUCUUGGUUUAGUUUCGAUAUCAAUGCCGUAAACUUGUGGCUUCUCUUAUAGCAUGUGGGGUGAAUCCUUCUGAUACAUUAUUGUUCUACCAAAGCCAAGUUCCUGAACAUGCAGAAUUGGCCUGGCACUUAGGAUCAGUCGUUACGAUAAAUCGUCUCUCAAAAUUGCCUCAGUUUAGGGAGAAAUCAAAUGAGUAAGACAAACUGAGAUAACGCAGACUCUUAUUGUUUGUGCAGGGAUUUAGAUGGAGUAUCGCCCAAUCUUUUGACUUAUCCAGUACUCCAGGCAGCGGACAUUCUUCUUUACAAAUGCACCAAGAUUCCUGUGGGGGAAGAUCAAGUGAUGCAUGUCAAUCUCACAUUCCACAUAAUUGAGGUUCUCAAGGGAUUGUUCAAAAAGCAAUGUUUUCCCAAACCGGAACUUGUGAGUCACGGCUUUCACUUAUGCUUUCUUUUUGUUUACGAGGUGAUUUAUUCAUUUCAGAUCUUGUCCAGAAGUCCGAGAAUAAAAAGUUUAUCUGAUCCUGCAAAGAAGAUGAGUAAGUCAGAUCCAAAUCAACAUGCCGCUGUGUUCUUGGAUGAUUCAGAGGCCCAAGUUUUGAAGAAAGUUAAAAGGGCCAUGACUGAUAGUACUGGAGAAAAAGUCAGGUACGACCGCGAGAAUCGACCGGGGGUUUGUAAUCUGGUAUGUUUAAGACUGUAAGCAUCAUAAUUUUUGUAGUUGGAGAUUGUUGCCGAAUUAGAAGAGAAGACAGUUGAGGAUGUUGCGCAAGAAUGCUCGGGUCUUGAUUCUCUCGGAUUAAAGUUGAGAUUAGCGGAAUUAAUCAACGAAACUUUCCGGCCGAUCCAACGAAGGAUGAAGGAGAUCGAAGAAGAUGAACAAUAUUUGGACACUGUUCUAGUAAGGAAUGCUGAGAUUGCGAGAGAAACAGCGGUAAACACGCUAAAAGAAUUCAAGGAAAUCAUCGGAUAUGAUCAGCCACAAGUUUAUUUUAAUAAACUUCAAGGUUCCGGGUGA
Molecule: messenger RNA, 1285 nt
Organism: Bursaphelenchus xylophilus (pine wood nematode)
Lineage: Eukaryota; Metazoa; Nematoda; Chromadorea; Rhabditida; Aphelenchoididae
Source: the annotation of a GenBank genome assembly